Phalaenopsis equestris is the source of this 1852-nucleotide messenger RNA. RefSeq lists its product as uncharacterized. The record is from RefSeq and is a predicted model, not a curated record. Lineage: Eukaryota; Viridiplantae; Streptophyta; Magnoliopsida; Asparagales; Orchidaceae. Bases 1 to 1773 code for a protein of 590 amino acids. The transcript has 3 exons.
AUGGCGGAAGCUCGAGCUUGGGAAAUUUAUGCAGAUCUCCGGCAAUGGCAUAAGCUCGGGGUAGGGAAACUCAUGCAGGAUGGAGGUUGUGGUGGCACUUCAAGCUUUGGUGGUAGUUCAGGCUUGGGAAGUGUUGGUUCCUCAUGCUUUGGCAGUGUAGGCUCUAUCUGCUUCGGAAAUGUUGGCACUUCAGGCUUCGGUGACAAUUCAGGUUUCGGAAGUGUUGGCACUUCAAUUUUAGGUGGUAGUUCAGGCUGGGGAAAUUUUGGUUCUUCAGGCUUAGGGAUUGUUGGCACUUCGGGCUUUGGAAAUGUUGGCACUUCAGGCUUUGGUGGUUGUUCUGGUUUUGGAAAUGUUGACACUUCUGGCUUGGGAAGUACUGGCUCUUCGGGCUUCGGAAUUUUUGGCACUUCAUGCUUUGGAAGUGUUGGCACUUCAGGCUUUGGUGGUAGUUCAGGUUUUGGAAGUGUUGGCGCUUCAGGCUUUGGUGGUAUUUCAGGUUUCGAAAGUGUUGGCACUUCGGGCUUGGGAGGUACUGUUGGUUCUUCUGGCUUAGGAAUUGUCGGUACUUCAGGUUUUGGAAGUGUUGGCCCUUCAGGCUUUGGUGGUAGUUCAUGUUUUGGAAGUUCUGGUACUUCAGGCUUUGGUGGUAGUUCAAGUUUGGGAAGUGUUGGUUCAUCUGGCUUUGGGAUUGUAGGCACUAUUGGCUUUGGAAAUGUUGGCACUUCAAGCUUUGGUGGUAGUUCAGGUUUCGGAAGUGUUGGCACUUCAGGCUUCGGUGGUAGUUGGGGCUUCGGAAGCGUUGAUACUUCAGGCUUCGGUGGUAGUUCAGGCUUGGGAAAUAUUGGUUCUUCAGGUUUUGGGAUUGUCGGCACUUCAGACUUUGGAAGUGUUGGCACUUCAGGCUUUGGUGAUAGUUCAGGUUUUGAAAGUGUUGGCUCUUCAGACUUCGGUGGUAAUUCAGGCUUGGGAAGUGUUGGCUCCUCGGGUUGUGGUGGUAAUUCGGGUUUUGGAAGUGUUGGCACUUCAGGCUUUGGUGAUAGUUCAGGUUUUGAAAGUGUUGGCUCUUCAGACUUCGGUGGUAAUUCAGGCUUGGGAAGUGUUGGCUCCUCGGGUUGUGGUGGUAAUUCGGGUUUUGGAAGUGUUGGCACUUCAGGCUUUGGUGGUAGUUCAGGUUUGGGAAAUAUUGGUUCUUCAGGUUUUGGGAUUGUCGGCACUUCGGGUUUUGGAAGCGUAGGCACUUCAGGCUUUGGCGGUAGUUCAGGUUUUGGAAGUGUUGGCACUUCAGGUUUGGGUGGUAAUUCAGGCUUGGGAAGUGUUGGCUCCUCGGGCUUUGGUGGUAAUUCGGGUUUUGGAAGUGUUGGCACUUCAGGCUUUGGUGGUAGUUCAGGCUUGGGAAAUAUUGGUUCUUCAGGUUUCGGGAUUGUCGGCACUUCGGGUUUUGGAAAUGUUGGCACUUCAGGCUUUGGUGGUAGUUCAGGCUUGGGAAAUAUUGGUUCUUCAGGUUUCGGGAUUGUCGGCACUUCGGGUUUUGGAAAUGUUGGCACUUCAGGCUUUGGUGGUAGUUCAGGUUUUGGAAGCGUAGGCACUUCAGGCUUGGGUGGUAAUUCAGGCUUGGGAAGUGUUGGCUCCUCAGGCUUUGGGACUUUUGGCACUUCAGGUGUUGGAAGUGUUGGUACUUCAGACUUUGGUGGUAAUUCAGGUUUUGGAAGUGUCGGCACUUCAGGUUUGGGAAGUGUUGGUUCCUCGGGUUUUGGGAUCGCCGGCUCGUAAGGCUUCGGUGUUGGCUCCUCAGGUUUUGGUGGUAAUUCAGGUAUUGGUAAUGUCGGUUUUGGAGGUGUUUCUGGUUCAU